This is a messenger RNA of Rhopilema esculentum, 5647 nucleotides long. Its product is annotated as putative tubulin polyglutamylase TTLL9. Gene Ontology annotation, cellular component: ciliary basal body. Gene Ontology annotation, molecular function: tubulin binding; tubulin-glutamic acid ligase activity. Gene Ontology annotation, biological process: microtubule cytoskeleton organization; protein polyglutamylation. NCBI's taxonomy places the organism in Eukaryota, Metazoa, Cnidaria, Scyphozoa, Rhizostomeae, Rhizostomatidae. The record is from RefSeq and is a predicted model, not a curated record.
AUCUCGGAAUUGAAAAGAGGUUUGUUUACUCCUGAGCAGUUACGAAGGAACCAAAUUGAAACAUUUUUGUUUGUUUACAGGUUGAUAAUGGCAAAGAACAGUUCUAAGGUGUUCCCGCUUAAACCAAGCCAAAGAGGAAACAAAAUAAUAGAUGGAAGGUCUAUCAAGUAUAGAUGUGGGUUCCAAAAUACAAUUUAUGAUGUACUGAAAUCUCGUGGUGGCUGGGCAGAAACCUCAAGUGAGACAGACUGGGAUUUCAUUUGGACAGAUAAAUGUGGAAUUCAAGAAAUUUUUGACAACACAUAUCUUGAAGAGCAUGUCAAAAUCAAUCAUUUCCGAAACCAUUAUGAGCUCACAAGAAAAAACUUAAUGGCUAAAAACCUAAAAAGACUGAAGAAAGCAAUAGAAAGAGAGCAAGGAAAGCUUGAAGCAUCAAAAUGCGAUUUCUUUCCUGCAACAUUUGAGUUGCCAAGUGAAUACCACAUGUUCGUCGAAGAAUUCAAGAAAAACCCUGGGAAACUCUGGAUAAUGAAGCCCAUAGCGAAGUCGCAAGGAAAAGGAAUAUUCAUUUUUCGUAAAUUGAAAGACAUUAUGGACUGGCGCAAGGAGGAUUACUACAGAACAAUUGAUGAAAGGAAAGAAGACAAAGAAGCACCUGAAACAUACAUCGUUCAAAGAUAUAUAGAAAAUCCCUACUUAAUCGGAGGUAAAAAAUUUGAUCUUAGAGUCUAUGUUCUUGUCACAUCGUAUAUCCCACUACGGGCAUGGCUGUAUCGUGAGGGUUUUGCCAGGUUUACGAAUUACAGAUAUUCUUUGGAUUCAAUUGACGACACGUACAUCCAUCUUACAAACGUCGCUGUUCAAAAAACUGCACCAGAUUAUGAUCCUGAGGGCUCAAAAUGGUCGCUCAGGCAAUUAAGAAUGUACCUCACUGCAAAGCAUGGCAACGAAGCAGUAUCAAAUCUAUAUCGUUUGAUGGAUGAGAUCUUCAUUAAAAGUCUGCAGAGUGUGCAGAGGGUUAUGAUAAACGACAAACACUGUUUUGAAAUGUAUGGAUUUGAUAUUCUGCUUGAUUCAGAUUUGAAGCCCUGGCUGGUGGAGAUAAACGCAUCGCCUUCUUUGACAGCAAGUAACACUACAGAUUAUGACAUGAAAUUUGCUCUUCUGACCGAUCUUCUAAACGUGGUUGACUUGGAGGGAAGACUGACCGGAAGAGAGAAGAGAAUUGGUGGCUUCGAUCUGAUUUGGAACGAUGGACCAGUAACGGUUGAUGACAUUGGCGCAGGAGACUGCACACCUACAUCAUCAUUCGCAUCGAAUUCAUUUCUUGGCUGCUCUAACGAACGGGAAAAACAGCUGAAAAUACUGUUCAAGAACGCUCAGCAGGUUAAAAGAACAUAGUGCCCUUACACGUCUUCAGAAAAUCAGAAAUCAGAAAAUCAGCAGCUAACCCUAAAAGGCAUGUGGUAAACAGACUUACGUAAGUCUACUGAAGAAUUUGACAUGACGUGACCCGUUUUGAGUUUUUGCAGAUGGAGCUUUAUCCUAUUAGAUAGAAGAGACUAGGCCUAAUUCUUAAUAAAACUAUGUUUUUAUUUAACAAAGACCUUACGGAUAAUAUGAUCCCUUUUCAUAACAAUAUCCAGCAUCAAUUUCCAGUAUGACGAUAUCAUUUCGAUGUAGAAUGCAGUAUCUCAUUUUCGUUGCUAGCUCUAGUUUUUAUAAGUAAUCCAUGAUGAGGUCUCUGUUAGUCUUUGGGAUUUGUUACUAGUGUCGUUUCUGAACCACGGCAAGUGUCUUUUUGAAAUAUUUAAUACUGCAAAUUCUAGGUUAAGAAGGGCGCGCUUACGUUCUUAAAAACAUCUUGAAAUUAGAGAAACUUAGCUGCCUAUAUAAAUCAUGUUUUGGAAUUGGUUUGAGAACGUCGAGCCACUUUAUGCAUUAUGAUCGACCAUUGUUGUCAGCACGAACGGUCUAGGCCAGCGAGAUCUCUUCAUAUACCCAGCUAUGAAACUUUUUCCCGAUGACCCAUGUUCACUGUAACUUCAGGGCCGUCGCUAGCGGGGGGUGCGGAAGCCACUGUAAGCAGGGAAAGGGGGCAAAGUGCCUCAGAGCCUUGAGGUCGAGGGGACCUUAAGAAGUAAUGAACUACAUUUUAAGAAUGAAAUCAAUGAAACGUAGGUAUGCCUAAAAAUAGUUAAAAGUUCUAAACGAUUGCAAGAAAUGACUGCAAGAAAUAUUCUGAAAUGCAUUUUAAGACAAUCUAAAGGGCGUGGUCGCAAAAAUUUCCUGCUCGCUCCGCUCGCAGGGUGACCUCGUCUUUCGGCAUUGUUUCAAGGCCUUCAAAACCUAAGUACCCACACUCACUCCAAAAUUGAAGCGAUGAUUGAUUAACGAGAACAUUCUCUUUGAUAAACAAAAUCAAUUGUGUCAAAAUGCCACACCCCCACAUUGAAAUAUCUUAGGCGAUGCCCUAUUUUGUCGACAAAUUGGUGACUGGCACCCCCUAUGUGAAAGUGCUUAACGACGGUCCUGACUGUAACAGUAAAUACAUUGAGCGGUAUUUAGUUUUUGGAAAAAUGAUAAUUAAUUCAGUUUUCGAUUAGAACAGUUUGCAGCAGAAUGAACUGAGUUAUUUCGAAUGAAAACCUACAGACAAAGCACAUGCGCAAAUAUCAUUUUCAGAUUUCUUUAUUGAAAUUUUUUGAAACCGAAGUUUCUUCUUAUACCAAAAUUUUCAGACACAAGAAAAAUUCCUAAGUUUGCGUUUUACACAGAUGAAUUUAGCGAACGUCUGGCUUGAUAUUUCAAGAAUAUCAAGGAAUGUUCAAGAUUUCCACCCCCUCUGAUUAUCAAGACCCCGUCUUAAUAUUUUAGAUUCAGCGUUAAGCCUACAUUUCAGUUUUGCGCGUGGUCCAGCUUCGAAACGGAAUAGUGCGAAUUAUAGCGUUCCCUUGUGGACUCAAUUGCGGAACGGUCCACUUUUGGGAACGGAAUGAAGCUUCUGGAAAUUCUUCGCAGUCUGUUUGUGUGAACAGGGAAUGAAGCAUUUCUUUCCUGACGUCAAUGAAUCCACGCGAUUAUAACAAGAAAAGGCGUGAAUUAUAGGGAGGUCAGAAACCCUUUGAUUAUCACUCAGACAUCAUUUAUGCCAGUUCUUACAAAUUAGUCUUGAAUCACCGCCCAUGGAUACGAAUUAUCUUGUAAUCCAAGUAACUGUUUCAAUAAGCGCUACAACAAUUUUGGAUUAAGAUUAUCAUUUAAAGAAGAUGGGUUAAAAACUUAUGGUUUCCUUUACUGUAGAGUUCCGUGUUGAGAACAGUCUCUUAGGAAAAUGGAGCAGUGGCACAAAACGUAAAAAUGCAAUCGUCGAAAAGUAAGAAGUGUCCAAGCAGAUCUUCUGCGUGUCUAUAUUUUUUGCUAAAAGUGCAUUUAUUUGGCUAACAUAACAAAAUAAUGUCAAAGAAAACAAAACACAGCCCUGUCUUUCGCGCUUUCUAUCCUUAUGCAAUUUUCCACAAGCCUUGGUUUUCCUACUGUCACUUGGGCUAUACGGUUAGUUUACUAGAAACUGUUUAAGAUUACAGAGAUGAAAACUUGCUUAAAAAACAGCAAGAGAGACUAGCACGAAAUUUUGCAAAAACAAUGUCCAUGUAGAAACUGGUUAUUCUCUGGCAAAAGUUCGAGCCGCCAACACUACGCUUUGGCUUGUCUAGUUAGCUCUCCCUAUGUUACCGAUGACAUUUAUAUACAUAUAUAACAAAACAUUUAUAACAUUUAUAUAUAUAUAUAUAUAUAUAUUAUGGACAGGCUUUAACAAUUGUUGAUUUGUAAUGACCAGCUUAAAGGCAAUCUGUCACGACGUUGAUUGGUUAUAAGAACAAAGGGAUUUUUAUUGUUUCCAGUCCCCCAUUAAUUUAUCGCAUUGUAAAAAAUAUGGCGGAGUGCUGGAAUCGUGUUUAGGCUAUUGUUCCAGCUAUUGUUCUCGUUAACCAAUCCACAACGAGACAGAUUGCCUUUAAUCAAAGUGCUAGCCUUACUACGUGCCUAGAUUACUUGAUAAAUGUAAAGUUGUUGGAUUGAUAAUAUAACUGUCCCGAUUUUUUCUCAAAGUUACUAUAUUUAUGUUGUACACGAAAUGAGUAUUAACGAAGACAAAAACUUUGACCCAAGCAUAAGACCUAAAAGUUAGCUAUGAGCAUAGUCUUUCAUUAGACUAUGCUAUGAAAUAUCCAAUAUGGUUUUAGGUAUCAUCAGCUCAAGGGUUUAGUUGGAGCAAACAGGUUGCAUAUAUGUGCUUUUUGUCAAAAUUUUUUAAUGCAUCUAUAAAUGCUAGAAUAUCCAUGGCCAAAAACUAACAACCAUUUCAAGGCAAAUGGAACACCAAUUUAAAUAAGCUACUUGUUCCAAAUAACUUCCUUAACUCACCUCAACGAUUGGUUGGAAUUAUUGUGACAUCUCGAUACAGUAUUUCCCAUGGCAAAGUCAUAUAUUUUUAUUCUUUUUAACUCUAUAAUGCAGGAAUUACUGACAUCUGGGAAUAUACGGAACCAAUAAUGACGUCAUUUUAAUUCUCAGCGCAAUAGGCAAUAGUACGAGUCAAGAACAAUACGAACAUUAAUAAAGACUGACUUCUUCUUUAAUAUGUCUGUUCUGAUAUACACACAAUGUUAUUUCAUAUAACGAAACGUGUUAAUUUGAUGAUGAAUAGGCAGUAGACACACGAAGACGUCCAAUACCUUUAAAGCGACCAAAUACAAAUCGCUUCAAAACUUAUGCAUACAUUCCUUGCAAUAAUACUUAGGUUCAUACGCAACUUGAUAGAUACAUUGUCUAGAUGGUGUAGCCCCUGGUUAAAUAGAACCGUUUCACUGCUUUUUUCUGAUAUUACCACGUCUGGGAUUCUAGAUCCAACCUCAGAAUCCAUAAAUCGUCUUUGGGAUUUUAGGAAUUACCGAAUCUAUCUUCGCGAGUUAACGAUUGCUUAAUGCUGUUUCAACAAGCCUGUAUAUAUGCAUCGCUUUUUAUGCUCCUAUAUCUGCAAACUAUGUCCGUCUAUGUGGGUUAUCUAAUUCUAAAACGGACAUGGUAAGCACAUGCUGCCAGCAACAUCAUGUGAAUCUCUGCCAUAAUCCUCAGCAAAACAUUUUGACUCUUCAUCCUUGUUUCCUUUGAACGGCUUUCUUUGGAGAAUUUAUCUCCGCAAUUUUGCCGUUAUUCAUUGUCUAGACUAAUGAGCCAAGUUUACUACUUUUUCUCUAUGCCCAUUCAUUGAGGCAUCUUGAAAACCUAACAUUUAAACACUUGGGAAAGAAGAAUGCACACUGACAUGAAGCACGAGUUUCUUUGAUGAUUAAGUCUUGAAUGGAAUGAAUGAUCCAAGCAUUUCUUGUGAGGUUUUCGCACACUGCAGAUCAAUUAGUAUGUGCUUAAUGGCUUUUCUUAGUGGUCUUUAUUCUCUACUGGAAGUCAUUGGGAUCACAGUUUCUAUUUAAACAUACAUUUUAAUCCCGAUCGUUCGAGUCCUUGAUAACUCGAACCCCAGUACCUUGAACUGUUUUAUAUUCCCCUUGAACCGGCUUGGUACCUUUUGCAAUACUUUCUAAACUUCAAUAUCUCAAACAUUCGGUAACUCGAAUAAUUUUCA